Moneuplotes crassus is the source of this 1133-nucleotide messenger RNA. The record is from the annotation of a GenBank genome assembly. Lineage: Eukaryota; Ciliophora; Spirotrichea; Euplotida; Euplotidae.
AUAACAUUCUUGAUGAUGGUAUAGGCUUUGAGUCAGUAUUUAGAUCACUCCUGAGCACUUAAUAAUGCUAAAAAUCCAUUUUCAAACUCUCUCCUGAAGUUUGGGAACUGGAAAAAUAUUUUUGUCCCCAAUGCGAUAGAGGAGAUAUAACUCUUCCCUAUGAGAAUGUCAAAGGAGGAGAGAAUUUUAUCAAUAUAAUAACUAAAUUACGAAAUCGACAUUCAAGAUCUUACAGUCAUGCUGAUCCAGACCGAAAUUCUAAAUAUAAAGCUGCUUAUACCAAAGAUGCAUCCCAAGAGUAUACUGAUGGACAGAAUAUUUACAUAAAACUCUCUCAUAGCACAGAGAAGUUAAGGAAGACACCAAGAGGCCUAAGAGGUCACUCUAAAGGCACAAGCUGCUCUCCCAAAGCACUUAAGUCAUUAAUAAACCAAUCAACCAGAGAGGAAAUUGAUCAGAAGAAUAAAUUUAUGCCUAUGAAAACGCAGAUUACAAAUGCGAGUAGAAGGUCGAAUUCCAAUAGUAACAUAAAAAUUUUAAAGCCAAAGAAGCGGAACCAUACACAAAUCGUCGGUCAGCAGUUUCCAAACAAUCGGCUGUUUAAAGAUAUUGGGCAGACAUUUGGUGACCGAAAGCCCACCGUCAUAAAUCUACUUAACUUGAUCAAAUCGUCUCAAAGAAAAAUCAAAAAGAGACAACCAGAGAUUUGAAAAAUCAGUCAAUUAGGAAGCAACAAAACUUAUGAAUCUGAUCACAAGAAUAGUUUCAGUAUCGAGAACUGCUAUACUCAAACAAAAGUAAAUAUUAAACAUCGAAGGUCUCUCUCAAGGAGAAAUAUUGACUAUGCUCAAAAACGAAGUGUCUGCACUGAAACAGAGCAUUUUGGACAAGCUCUUGUUCCUAAGAAGCCUAUUUUACACAAUAACAAUUCAUUCCAAGACCUUACUCAAUUUAAAGAAAGCAAAAGAGAGAAAAAUCAGCCUGUUUUUAAACGAAAAUUAGCAAUAAAAUCAUUUAAAAUGCCUCUGGAUGUCCAAAAACUCAUGUGUAAGAAGAUAACCAAGCUAAAUAUCACCAAAGGGUAUAAUGGCAAAGAUCUACAAAGGAUACUCCACAGAAAAAUUAUGUCAUAA